Molecule: messenger RNA, 3480 nt
Organism: Periophthalmus magnuspinnatus
Lineage: Eukaryota; Metazoa; Chordata; Actinopteri; Gobiiformes; Gobiidae
Gene: supt20h
Product: SPT20 homolog, SAGA complex component
Exons: 24
Coding region: 319-2805 (828 amino acids)
Biological process (GO): regulation of transcription by RNA polymerase II
Cellular component (GO): SAGA complex
Molecular function (GO): transcription coregulator activity
Source: RefSeq, a predicted model, not a curated record
CCAGGGCAAACCGGAAGUGUAGCUGUUGUUGUCACACUGGAAGAAAAUGGCUGCUGCUUCGACUUUUUUUCAAUGAAGACACUGAUAUUUCCAUUACAUUUCGUUUCCUUGCAUCAGAGUUACGGUCGAGCGCUAUGCAAUCUAGAAGGCAAGUCCAUCCUGCUGGUUGAGAUUAAUGUUGCUCUGUCCGUGGCCAUCCUUUGCCUGUAACUUGCAGCUUGCCAAGGGCGUGAAUGGUCGCUUUAGGAAGGUGACAGUGUGGGGCUGAAAGGACAGCAUCGUCUACCGUCACUCUCCUGAAGUUGGCGGUGGACCACAAUGCAACAAGUUCUGGAAUAUGCAUUGGAUCGAGCCGAGUACAUUGUUGAAAGUGCUCGACAAAGGCCAGCCAAAAAAAGAAUAUCAUCUGGUGGGAGGAAGAGUUUAUAUCAGAAGCUCUAUGAGCUGUACAUAGAAGAAUGUGAGAAAGAGCCAGAGUUGAAGAAUUUACGAAGAAAUGUGAAUCUACUGGAGAAGCUUGUGUCUCAGGAAUCUGUGUCGUGUUUGGUGGUCAACCUUUAUCCUGGGAAUGAAGGCUAUUCAUUAAUGCUCAGAGGAAAGAAUGGGUCUGACUCAGAAACAAUCCGAUUGCCAUAUGAAGAAGGAGAACUGCUGGAGUAUUUGGAUGCUGAGGAGUUGCCUCCAAUUCUGGUGGAUCUGUUAGAAAAAUCCCAGGUGAACAUCUUCCACUGUGGCUGUGUUAUAGUAGAGGUUAGAGACUACAGGCAGUCGGCUAAUACCAAAAUGCCUAGUUAUCAGAGCAGACAUAUCCUGCUUCGACCAACAAUGCAGACCCUGAUCUGUGAUGUUCAUGCCAUGACCAGUGACCACCACAAGUGGACACAGGAUGACAAACUACAACUGGAGAGUCAGUUGAUUUUGGCCACAGCUGAGCCCUUGUGUCUGGACCCCUCCAUCUCCGUCACUUGCACAGCAAACCGUCUGCUGUACAACAAACAGAAAAUGAACACCCGCUCAAUGAAACGGUGUUUUAAGAGGCACUCUCGAGCUGCUCUGAACAGGCAGCAAGAGCUCUCCCUUCUCCCUGUCCCUCCACAAUUACGGCUCUAUGACUACCUCCAGAAGAGGAAAGAGAGGAAACCUGCUCCUGUCAUAGACCUUAAGAUCUCCAAGGUUGGCAACUGUGUCGAUAUGUGGAAACAAAAUAACUGCCAAUUAACUGUGCCGAAGGAAAUUGAUGUUGAAAAAUAUGCAGUGGUUGAGAAAUCUUUGCAGCUAGAGGACUCUCAACCCACGACUGUGAUCUGGCCUGCUGAGGAAGUUGUAGAUGAUUACACAUUUGAAUGUGAAGUCGGAGGUCAAGCCCAGAAGACCAAGGUGUCCAUAUUUCAGUCAAUGGGAGACCCUCUAGUGUACGGCAAAAUCUACUGUGCUAAAGAACCAAAGGCAGAAGAGGACAGCUCUGACCUUAAGCUCAUACACCCUCCAUUUCUCAUAGGAUCAAAGAUAGAUGCUGAUCGUUUUCUAAAUCAGUACAAAGGUGUUUACGAAAGAGACGUGAAAUGUGAUGUGAAAAUGUCCCAUAACGCUGGCAGUGUGGGACAGGGGCCUCCCUCCCCCAAUAAAGAUAAUGAGGGUGAUAGUUUUUCUGCUCUGGUCCAGACCUCUCUGUUGGGAAAAGGGGUGAGGCACAAGCCUCCUCCAAUUAAAAUGCCUUCAGGAUCAGGCAGCAGCUCCUCAGGUAAUCCAUAUAAUUCUCAAAAUACCAGUGGUCUACUUAAGUGUCCUACGCCGCCUCCAGCCAAAAGCCAGUCUCUGAACAGGAAGCACUCCAUAGAGUUGGGUCAGGCGGGCCUUUUGUCACCUGCCUCCCUCUCCCCCAUGGGCUCAACGCAGAGAUCAGGAACCCCAAAGCCAUCCACCCCCACACCCACUAACACGCCCUGUUCUACACCUCACCCCGCGGACGCUCUGACAGCCCCUCUGUCAGUGACCCCUACCCCUUCGGACCCCUCGUUGGUACAGAACCAGUCCCAGCCCGCCCUCCUGCCCUUUGCCCAGCAACAGCUGGCUCUGAGCCAGCCUCUGCCUGUUAUGACCAUUCCCCUGCCUACUAUGGGGACAUCCAUCACAACAGGGACAACAUCAUCUCAAGUCAUGACCAACGCCGCGGGACUCAACUUCAUCAAUGUAGUGAGCUCUGUCUGCAGCCCUCAGACAUUAAUGAGCGGCUCCAAUCCAAUGCUGGGCCCAGGCCUUAACCUGAGUGGACUAUUGCCCCCUGCAGGGCUCAUGCCGUCUGCAGCACAGUCUGGAAGUCCUUUCGGCUUGAACAGCAGUGCUGGUUUGAGACCGUUGAAUUUGCUGCAGAUCCCAACUGGUCCUCUCAUCUUUAACUCUCUACCCCAGCAGCAAUUGCCUCAGUUUUCCCCUCAGCAGAGCCAGUCUGCAACAUCCAGUCCCCAACAGCAGGGGGAGACGGGCGACCAAAGUGGAGAUCAAAGUUUAGGAAACCAGCAAACGGCAGUCAUCAAUCUGGGAGUCGGAAGCUUCAUGUCUCCUUCAGCUGCAGUGCUGUCCCAGUUGGGCUGUGGGCUGGACGGGUCUGGGCCCCCGCUGCCUUCUCCAAGGCUUCAGCAGCAGCACCAGCCACAGAUCCAAUUGCAAUUCUUGCACCAAAUGCAGCAGCAGCAAAUGGCUUUGGGGGCAGCAGCUCCUCCGGGGGGAGCGCCACGUCAACAUACCGCCAGUCAACCAAGAAGUAAGAGGAAGAGAAGCACGCCACAGCCCCUGCCCAAGACAUGACAGGCCCACAUCCUGCAUCUAACGGACACAUGAUCCAUACCGUGCUCUUGUCUGCCCCACUGUGGAAACAGCAGGCAAAAACACUGAUUUGUUGAUUUGUUUGUCUUUUAUAGCUGACAAAUGUGAUUUGUAAUGGUUGUAAAUGGUUUUGGAGAACCGGUUUUUAGAAUGGGAAGCACUAUGCUGGAGGAACCCUAGUAAUAUUUUUGAAAAGAAGAGGGUUCUUGUAGGCAGCAAGCUUCCACAAUAAUGUAUUAUCCUUCAGAAGACUUCUCUGGAGGUGUGUGGAGUGAGAGGAUCUGAUGCACAGCCCUCUGCUCGGUCGACCCUGGUAGAAACUGCCCUUUAAGCACGGAUCCCAGCUGAGUGUAUGACACCAAAUCCUCCACUGAACUGUUACAAGUGAAAAUGCAAAUCAAACUUCGGAGUAGUGCCUGGGGCAGCCCUCUACCUCUCAGUGUGUUGGAAGUCUUUCCUGUUGGGAAACCCGGCUCAACAAAGGACUGAGAUCAACAUGCAAGAUGGUGUUCACUGCUUUUGUACAGCACAUUUUGAAAAAGGCAUUUUCUUUUACAUAGAUCAGGAGCCAUGAGUAAUUCUUAUGAGACAUCAGCUGAGCGUGUGUGAGGCAUUUCUGGACACUGAGAAAUAAUUUUUUAAGCAGUCUUUGUCAGC